Messenger RNA from Mytilus californianus (California mussel), 4191 nucleotides. RefSeq names its product dnaJ homolog subfamily C member 28-like. The record is from RefSeq and is a predicted model, not a curated record. The coding region runs from base 298 to 1791 and encodes 497 amino acids. Lineage: Eukaryota; Metazoa; Mollusca; Bivalvia; Mytilida; Mytilidae. The transcript has 6 exons.
GGUCAUGAUUGAGGUCAUGUUGUUUUAUGUAACGGUAGAGGUGAGGGCUAUACUAAAGAGCAUCGAGCAUACACAUUUUCAAAGAAAAGCCAAGUAGAUGAUUCCUGAUAACUAUAGAAAUAAACAUUACAGAUGGUUUGAGGAGAACAGUCAUGUUAUGCUAUUUUAAGGAGAACAGUCAUGCUAUUUUAAGGAGAACAGUCAUGCUAUUUUAAGGAGAACAGUCAAGCUAUUUUAAGGAGAAUAGUCAAGCUAUUUUAAGGAGUCAUGCUAUUUACUGAUACAACCCCCUAGGAAAUGCUACAGAAAAGGAUACACAUAUUUCAUCAACAUGUACAUUUAUUACCAAAGAAAAAUACAUUAGUCUGUCCAAACCUCAGCAUAUGUCACAGAUCUGUUCACUGUAGUAAAAGACUGACCUCAUUUAAUGUGAAGUCCAGAUUUACUUUUUGUUGUAACAGGUACAUUUCAACUGCUCUAUUACCAAGAUCGUCAAGUAUUGGUUUCAGAUUUACCUCAAAUGAACUGAUAAAUUUACCUAGAGAUAAUGUUGGAGGACCUCACAUUAUUUUAUCCUACUUCUCCACAUCAGGUUCUGGACACAAUGAAGUUCUUUAUUUUGCAAAUGUGAGAAGAAAAACGCAGAAUGUUUCUUCAGUUUUAUCCUGGAAAGGAAAGAUAAUUUUAUGUGGACAACACUUCUUUUUCACUAGCAGUAUAAAUUGCCAGAUUGGUUAUAAGCUGAAAAACAAUGUCAAAGACUGUUAUUCUUUAUUUAACCUGUCACCUGACUGUACGGAGGAGGAGUUACGAGAGGCCUAUCUACGCCUCGCUAAACAGUAUCACCCAGACAGUGGGACAUCAACAGCAUGUCCUCGCAAGUUUUCACAGAUUCAGGAUGCUUAUAAAGCCAUAAAGGAAAAUAUGAGAGCUGAUCUACAGAUGCCAGUUGACAUUGUUGAAGAGGAGGAAAAGGGAGAAUUUGACUUUCCUCACACACUACCUCAACAUAGACAGUACCUUGGUAAUGAGGGUGUAGGGUUUGGUAACCCUAGCCAGAGACAGAGCCAAUAUAACAAAUAUAAAGUACAAAGAGCAUCAGAAGUUGUGACUGAGUUCAGAAUGAGUAAAAAUGUCUUGCAAACAGAAACAUCAGCAUUAGCAGUUAAUAAGAAGCAAGCCAAGAAAAGUAAAAUUAGUAACACUAUAGACAGAAUAGUAGAAGACUUGAUACAAGAGUCCAUGAGUAAAGGAGAGUUUGACAAUCUGUCAGGAAAGGGGAAGCCACUGGACUAUACUGAGAGAAAUCCAUUGGUUGAUACCAUGACUCAUAACAUACAUAAAAUACUGAUCAACAAUGGAUAUGCACCACAAUGGAUUACAUUAGAAAAAGAAAUAAGGGAGGACAUAACAAAUGCAAGACAGAGAUUGGCCAUUGAAAAAAAGAAUAUGAAUAGUCUCACAUCAUCUUCUUCACUAGAGAAGAAAUGGAGACAUCACGUUAAAGUGUUUGAAAAUUCAAUUUUAGAACUGAACGAAAAAAUAAUGAAGUUCAACAUGAUAGUGCCUGUUACACUUUUACAAAAACAGAAAAUACCUUAUAAUGUUAAAAGGGAAAUCCAGAGGGUUUCCGAAAGAUAUGAGGAAUACAUACCACCUGACAGUCAUGUGACUUCUCCAGAUAUAUCAUCAGAAAUGGACAGUUAUAUUGCUGAAAGGGAUAGUGAUAGUAUAGAAUGGAAAGGAACAUGGAAAUUUAUUAAAGAGACGUUCAAAAGUAUGAAAUCAUAAGACAAAAUCAGCACUAAAUAAUAUAUAAAUAUAAGAAUGAAUAGUUGUUCACCAAUGCAGUUGAGUGUUAGAGCUAGAGUUUUAUUUGAAUUUUAAGGUUAUCUGGGAUUAAGCGCAAUGAAUUUUUCCAUCAUUUGGCAUCCAUCGCAGUCUGUGGUGUGGUGUGUUUCCAUCAUCUGUCCUAAACUUUAAAAUGUUUUUAAGGAUCAAUUUAUACAAUUUUGGUAUUCAGAAAUGUUAGGCAUUGUGCUAUAGAUUAUUCAAAACUCAUUUCUGUUUUGAAAAAUGUAUCUGAGAAUUAUCACCCUAUCAUAUGUACAGCCUUUGUAAAUUUAGAUGCGGUAGUCACCAAUUGCAAGUCGAGAACGGGAGAUGGCGCAAUUUGCCAAGAAGCAAAAGUGUGUCCUCUUUGUGACUAGAUGGAAAUCGGUGACGACUACCACUCAUAUUAUGUCAUGUAGCUACAAUGUACUUGAAUAAUUCUAGAAAAAUCUGCUUCCCCCUUUUUGUCAUGAAAUUGUUAACAUUUAUAAUUUUUUACAACUAUUUUCUUCAAACAAUGUAAUCAUAUAAGAAAAACUGUGUAAAUUUAUUAAGAACAUCCAAGAGAAGGUCGUUCCUCCAGGUUAAAACUUUUUAGUGUUUAUCAUAUAUGUAAUUCACACAUAAACUACUGAACCCAUUGAAACUAAACUUCAAUUGAUUUAUUCCUAGAGUGUCCAGAUUAUCCUUUUUAAACUAUAUUAAGGUCUAUGAACUAACAUGGGUGCCACAGCUUAAAAUAGAACAUAGAGGUAAAUCAGUUUUCUUAUAUCUUGAAAUCGAUAAUUGAUAGAGAAAACCUGUCCAAAUGAAAACUUUCAGAAUUUCAGGAUCUACUCACCUUCCUUUUGUAUCAAAGUUAUCAGAUGAAUCCUUAUAGGAGUAAUUGGCCUUAACUGACGAUUUUCUUUUACAAAUUUUAGUAUAGUUGCUUAAUAACCUAAAACAAUAUAAUAAAUAGAAGUUGUAAUCAUCAGCAAUACCAAAUCUACAAAACUGCAACUAUGACUGAACCAUACUGAUUUUCACACAAUUACAUGUAUUUGAAGCAGUUUUGCACUUAUGUCAUUGCUAUGUAAUAUGCAACAUGUGUUAAAGUCUUAUUUUAUUCAUCAUGUAUUCUUUUGAGAACUUGUAAAGGUCAAGACGAGGUACAAGUAUGUAAGAAAAAGUCAUAUCUAGCCUGAAUAUACGGAGAUAAAGAAAUGGUACAUUAUGUUUAAACUCGAAACAUUGUUAUACAAAUAGGCAGGUGUGAUAGGAUUUCUAAAGGGCAACUAUCCCUAACGACAAAACGACAAAGAUGUGAAAAAUUUCAGGUCACAGUACAUCCUUCAUUUAGUGAGUAAAACCCAUACCUUAUGUUAAGCUAUAAAAGGCUCUUGGAUGACAACACAUGAAACAAAUCCAAAGAGAAAACCAUAGACCUGAUUAUUCUACAACAAUAACCCAAUGAAUAAACAGAAAACAAUUAUGACGGACAGCAAUCAAUGACAGCUACUGGAUUACACGUUCAUAGCUUUGGACAGGCACAUAAAGAAUGUGGUUGUGUGACAAAUAUUUGUGAACGCACAACCUUUCCUUAAUUGUAACAUGUGGAAUAAGGACAGAUCACAAGAACAAACUAAAAAUCAGUUGGAAUGAGCUUAAAUCAUCAGAGCGCUUCUAUGCACAAAAACAAAUAACAAAAAGACAAAUGACACCGAGUAAAGAUUUUUUUACUCUACUACCGGUAAUUCCCUUUCUCCAAUUAAUGAACUUAUUGUUAUUUUAAUAAAGCAAAUUGAAAUAAUGGCAUUGAUUAUUUUUGAAGUGUAAAAAUCUUUCAAUGUUUUAGAUAAUUAACAUGAUUUUGAUGGUCCUUUCAUAUCAGUUGACAGUUUUGACUUUCGGAUUCACUACACUAGACUUCUACACAAUCUUAUCAAACAGAUGUUUUCGUAUUCAAUCAAAUAUUCCUUUAAAUUGCAAUUGCUUUUUUUCUGAGAUACAUAUGAAACAUUUUACUGUAAUAAAAAGGAAAUAUAUUAGGCUAUAAAGUUUAUGGACAUGUUGUAGGAAUUCCUAUUGGCACCAAUUGCCCCCUUUAAUAGCAGACACUUGUUUCUUAAUUGUUAUGAAUCACAGUUUAUUAUAAAACUCAGUAACGAUCUGAUGUGUCAAAUUACAUUUAGUUUACAAAUUUCAGAAAAAACUUACAGUUUCUUUUAUAUUAGUUUCGUUUUAACUAAUAAAGAGUUCUCUAAAAUACUACAAAAAUUUUAAAAAAGGAACUGGCUUGAAUAAUUAAUAAUUUCAGUUUAACAUUUGGGACGCUAUAUAUGAACAUUUAUUACAAAAGAGACGAUUUUACGCUCA